CCUUAAUUUUUAAUUGUAAAUGAAAAUAAGUUUUUUAAAAUAAACAUGAAUUAAUAAUUAAUUAAUUAUCUAAGAAAUCAUGAAAGGUCUUGCUUACAAACAAUCUUCCGACUCAAUUGCUCAAACAUUUUGCAACGAAAGUAAUUCCAGAGAAAAUGUAAUAAGGAGUGAGGAAAAUACAUUAAAUUGUUCAAAGGGGGCCACUUCACACAAGAAUAAAGAACCAAAGGAAGUUGUUUCACCCAUUGAAACAGAUGAUGAAGAUGCUAAGAGCAAGGGGUCAAAUGUAGUUAAUGUUUUUCAAUUUAUGAUGGAUAACAGACAUAAAGUCAUUGGUAGGAAUUCUCCUGGAAAAGAAGCUGUAGACAAUAACGAGGAAGAUGUAGAGCAAAAUAAAAAGAAGUUGGCUGCACGAAAGGCUUUACUUCAUAAAUGGGCUGCAUCUAAAGGAACAAGCAAAAGGAAAAAUGAGGAACUGGAAAGAGAUCAGUUUAUUUCAUAUACAUUAGAUGAAAGAGCUAAAAGAAUGAAAAAACUUUUAACACAAAAUAGUAAGAAAUGUGUUAAUGUAGCUAGUGAAAUUGAUAAUGACUUUGAAAAUGACAAAAAUGUAUGCAAAAGGCGCGAAGACAAAAACAGAAGUGAAAAAUAUGACAAAAAGUGCACUAGUGAAAAUAAAAAAUUAGGUAGAAAAGUCAAAGAAAACCAGAAAGAAGGAAAAAAAGAGAAACUUAUUAGUGUUUUAGGUAAUUUGAAGAGUGAAAAUUGUGAAAAAAAAGGCAGUUGUGUUGAAGAUAGAGUAACAGAGGCUCCUCUUGACAAAAAUUUAUCAAAGGGUAAUAAAAGUAGUAAGAGUAAAAUAAAUAAUUCUAAAUCCCAAAAAAACUGGACAAUGAAGUUAAGAUUAAAUAUAGAAGAAAUCAAUCAUUCAAGCUCAGAAAAAUCAAUUACAUCAAAAGAAAAAGAAUGUGUUAUGUUGUCUUCUAAUUCAGAGUCAGAAAAUGAGCAACAAGAGACGUUGAAAAAAGAUUUGAAACUUGCACCAUUAUUUGUUAAAACAUCCAAAAGGAAUGUGGAUAAGGCAGCUUUAAAAGCACGGAAGGAGUUUUUAAAUAGUGGUCUUCCACCGUCUUUACUUAAGAAGAAAACUUUAGAGAAUCAGAAACGUAAUUUGGAAGAAGAUUAUGUCAUGUUUCCAGUGAUAUCUCACGUUCGUCCAAAACAAACAGAAGGAGGAUUAAGAAACUGUUCCAUUAAUUUUUGGGAUUUACCUGAAAUUAAACUACCUUUCAUUGAAAAUAGUUGCGAUAAUGUUUUCAUUACAAAUUUGGAAGAAUUAGGAUCGAUAACAAAAUCGAAAUAUCCCCCAAGAGAAUUUUUCUCUAAAGUAUCAUUUGACAAAGUAACAAGGUUUAAAAAAAUAGUUAAAGACAUCAAGAACAGCAAUCCUGACUAUCCUGUAUAUAAGGCGUUCAAAAUUCUAAAACAAAAACGUUUAGGUUUGAUAAAAUCAGAAUUAGAAAGCGAAAUUUCAAAAAAAAGUAAAAAAAAAGGCAGAAAAAGAAAAAAGGAAGCCAGAAUGACUCACCAAAAUAUACCUGAUUCGUUAACAUGGGUUGAAAAAUACAAACCAUCAUCUUUUAAUGAUAUAUUUGGCAAUAUUUCAAGUGCAACUGAACUAAAGAAGUGGUUAAAUCAAUGGGUAGUCUUUAAAAAGGAAAUAAACGCACAGAAAAUAGGUCGAAAAAGGAGUGAUUCUACAAGCAGUUCGGAAUUUGACAUGGCCGACGGUAACAGUAUAGAUAAUACUUUACCAGGAAACGGCAUGAUAUUAGUGGGUCCCCAUGGUUCUGGGAAGACUGCUUCAUUAUAUGCAAUUUGUAACGAAUUAGACAUAAACGUCUUGGAAUUAAACGCUUCUAGUAAGCGAACGGGUAAACGUUUACUGCAAGAAAUCCAGGAGGCAACUCAGUCCCAUCAGGUCCGAAAGGCCCAAGAAAAGUCCAAUUCCAUAAGCUCUUUCUUCCAACCAGAUUACCCAUCAUCUUCUUCUGACGAAAGUAAUAAUUUCAAAUCAAAAAUGUGUCUUCUUCUUGUAGAAGACGUCGAUCUAGUCUUUGAACAGGACGAGGGCUUUCUGAGUGCUUUAUCUCAAAUUUUGCUCGUCAGUAAACGUCCCGUGGUAAUGACCACUGCUGACCCUACGUGCCUUCACCUUCAAAAAUUUACUGCACAGCAUCAAGCUAUUGUAUUUGCUCCUAUGUCUUCCAAGACCCUCGGGGUAUGGUUACAGAUGGUUUGCCUAGUCGAGGGAUAUUUUGUUAAAAAGGAGUCGCUGUGCAAUCUUCUGGAGUUUAAUAAUGGCGAUGCAAGAAAAACAUUGUUACAAUUAGAGUACUGGGUAACAAGUGGAGGAAACAUCGAUGGAAAAUACGAAACAACUAACGAGAAAUGUGAUGAAUUUUUAUCCAUUGACGAAGGUUCUAACGAUUCGUGUUUUAAAUUUGAAAAGGAAGAAGAGGACGCCGAGAGGGACGUAGAAACGCACGCAAAUUGUACUGAAUAUUUUGCUUCAAAAGUUGAAGGUAAUGAACUGUGGUGGAAUUUAUACGAAGCCCUGGGAAGCUCAAAGACUGAGAUGAAGUCUGCGUUGAGAUUUUUGGACUCUAUAUCGUUGUUAUCCAGCGGUUCCCUGGGUCGCGCCUGUAUCAGGAAUAGAAGGGAACUUACUUCGAGAUUUUGGGAAGAAAAUUUAAAGGACAGCUUGAGUCUGAACGACUGUCAGGACGAUUAUGAAAUGCAAAAGGAUUUUGUAUUAAAUUUUUCAGAAACUGUUUUGAAUAUGGGUCAAAAAAUGAACUUUGAAGAUGUAAAAAUUAAUUUGGCCGUUCCGUCUGUGGACAGAAUUAGAUCGAGAAUUAAAAAACAUGCGUCGGAUUCAGCUCUUGUACAGAUAGUACCCCUUUCUUCGCACAUGGAUAGAAAAUCUGUCGCAAUGGACUACCUCCCUACGCUUAGAAAUAUCGCGAAGACAGAGGCCUACAGGUUUACCACUAAUUCGAAACGUCGAAAUCGUUUUUAUCAUUAUUUGCGCGGUCUCGGAUUGGAUGUGAACGAUAUUUGUCUUAAAACCGCCUGUGAAACUUUUAAACAAUUAUAAAACAAACUAGUAAAAAAUUACCUUAUGUGAGUAGUCAAAAAAAAUUAAUUUAACUGUAUUGUACUAUUAUUAU
This is a messenger RNA of Agrilus planipennis (emerald ash borer), 3233 nucleotides long. RefSeq names its product ATPase family AAA domain-containing protein 5 (gene elg1). Gene Ontology annotation, cellular component: nucleus. The coding region runs from base 80 to 3160 and encodes 1026 amino acids. Gene Ontology annotation, molecular function: DNA clamp unloader activity; DNA binding; ATP hydrolysis activity. The transcript has 5 exons. The record is from RefSeq and is a predicted model, not a curated record. Lineage: Eukaryota; Metazoa; Arthropoda; Insecta; Coleoptera; Buprestidae.